CCUCCAACCAGCCCAGCAUGCUUUUUGGGUAAAGAAGCAGACUAUCAAGAUGAAGCAGAAGCUCCUGGUGUCUGUCAUUUACUGGAGGGCCACCCAAAACUGCAGAAGGUCAUAAUCCCGCUCCGUUUAUGAGUCCAGCGAGUCUGGUGGUCAGUUCCACCGUAGAGAAGAACUGGAAAGUCGGCCUGGAAAUUGGCAACAUUCUAAGCAGGAUGUAACUGAUGUUGGCUGGAACUAACUCCAAACUCACUGAGUAUUCGAUGGCAAAGACCAAAAAGGACAAGUUCAGCUUCAUUAAACAGUCUACAUCCUGUAAACACUACAGGUGAAACUCGGUGGAGCUGUGCAAUCUGUGACCAGUGCCAAACAAUGCAUGGCUACUCGACAGGACCUCAGGAUGGAUGAGAUCAAAUCAUGUCUGGACGUUGAGGCAUAUGCAAGUGUAAUGGGGAGGAUCAGCAUAGACACAGCAUACCAUCACUGUAAACAGAGCAAAGACAAAACAACUGAGCACGCACAGGAAAGAAGAGAAUCUAUACACCUUAGCUGAAUCCAUUUUGCAGGAAUGUGGGCCGGGCUUGUUAUUUAUCUCUUUCUGCCCAUCGUGCAGUCAUGCACUAAAGGUAAACCGAAUGAAUGUGCAGAAGCAAACUUCGCCCCCGGGUCCAACCUGGCCGGAGAAGGAUACGAUGUGACCAAGAUGCAGCGCAAGGGAGCCUUUGUCAUUGACAUGGAUGUCUGGAGGCAAAAUGAUAAAUCAUGCUCUCUUUGCAAGAACCCCUACAUGGAAGGAGCUAAUCAAAAGCUUCCUACAUCUGUGGUAGACUGGAGAGCCAGCAAGAAGUGCAGCAUUCAAGUAUCAAGUUCCCUGUACCAAUCCAGUGAGGAACUGGUCAGCUCCAGCACUUCCUCCAUUGAGAACAACUGGGGUACAAAUUUGGAUAUAGAAACUGACCACAAUACAGGGGGGAAAUUCAUUUUGGCUGGAACUAAAUCGAAGCUUGCCGAGUACUCAAUGGAGAAGACCAAAAAAGACAAGUACAAUUUUGCCAGUCAAAGUGUUUCCUGUUCAUUUUACAGCUACAGGGUCUCCAACAUGCCUGUUCUCCAUCCUGAGUUCAAGCGCUCUGUGAAGGAGCUUCCUAAGAUAUACAAUCUUAAUUUCAAAAACCGUUUUUACAAGUUCAUUAACACCUAUGGAACCCAUUACAUCACUAAGGUAACUCUUGGUGGGAGUGUACACUCUGUGACCAGUAUCAGACAGUGUGAGACCGCUCUGCAGGGCUUAAGUACUGAUGAAGUGAAGACAUGUUUGGAUGUGGAGGCAAGUGCCAGCGUUCUUGGCAAAGUAGAUAUGAAAUCAGAAACUAAGCACUGUAAUGAAGACAAGGACAAAACAGAGAGCAAAAGCAGCUUCUCCAGCCGCUUCAAUGACAGGCUGACCGAGGUGACCGGAGGUCACACUACAGAACCUGAGCUCUUAUUCUCGGGAGGAAAAGACCCAUCAGCUUACAAAGAAUGGCUCGAGUCUCUACCACAAAACCCAGACAUGCUUUCUUACUCUCUGGAGUCCCUGCAUGAGCUGAUCUCCGAAAAAGAUCCAGUACGCAAACACUUGCGCCAAGCCAUCCGUGACUACAUCCUGGAAAAUUCCCUCUUGAAGAACUGCACCGACUCCUGCAAAGACGGCGUCAAAACCAACCCAAAUGACCCAUGCGUCUGCACUUGUCACAACAAUCCUGGGAUCACAUCAGACUGCUGCCCGUCUAAGCGUGGACUUUCUCGGGUAACGGUCACGAUCGUGAGGGCUCAAGACCUGUGGGGUGACACGACCACAGGGACCGAUGGGUACGUUAAAGUGUUCGACAAAAGUAACAUUCAGGUUGGCCGCACUGAUAUGAUCCUAAAUAACAACUCACCCCACUGGGGGAGAACCUUUGAUUUGGGUGAUGUUGUCCUGGCAGAGAAUGACAAGAUAAAAUUCGAGGUGUGGGAUGAAGAUAGUAAAUGGAACGACGAUUUGCUGGGAACCUGUGAAGUACCCAUAAAAGCAGGUCAGAAUGACAAUUUCUGCACUUUAAAUCACGGUCUGCUGUUCUACAAAACAGAAGUGACGUGUGCCCCAAGUUUGUCUGGUCCCUAUUGCGCAAACUAUGUCGGUUCACCCAUGAACUUUCACCUGGAGAAGACAUACGUAUCUCGAAAUGCACGACCUGUGCCAGCAGAAAUACUGAUGAGCAAGGGAGUACUUCUGGAUAAACUUUACGUAUAUCAAAAGACAAAUUACAAUGCUAAAACUAUUCUGUAGAAAGUUUUGGCUUCAGAUCUUAUUAUGCGGCUAUUCGCAAUAUACCUUUAUUCUCGCUUUUAUUUAUCACUAUUAGAAAAACAUAUUUAAUAUAACUCUUUAAUAUUUCUUAAAUUCGGAAACGAUGUGUAAUACAUAUUAUGCUUGCAUAUAUCUUUAUUGCAGUUGCAAUUUUUCGAAACAUCGUAUACAUUGUAACUACUGCGUUAUGCUCUUUCAUUCUACACAUCAUUUAAUUGAAAUUAAUAUUAUUUUAAGUAGCAUCAUUUCAUAGUCUUCACAAGUAAUUUUAUGAGUCACUAUGGCACUUCAUUUUAUUGUGUGUAAAAACAAUCUAUAACUAAUAAUGCAUUGCUUUGCGUUAUUAAAAGUUCAA
Carassius auratus (goldfish) is the source of this 2684-nucleotide messenger RNA. RefSeq names its product perforin-1. Lineage: Eukaryota; Metazoa; Chordata; Actinopteri; Cypriniformes; Cyprinidae. Gene Ontology annotation, molecular function: pore-forming activity; calcium ion binding; wide pore channel activity. Gene Ontology annotation, biological process: T cell mediated cytotoxicity; defense response to virus; immunological synapse formation. The record is from RefSeq and is a predicted model, not a curated record. Gene Ontology annotation, cellular component: membrane; membrane attack complex. Bases 566 to 2308 code for a protein of 580 amino acids. The transcript is spliced from 6 exons.